GAAUCCCCAUUUGGGAGUCGUCGCGUCCGUCUCUUCAGCUUCACAACAUUUGAUUAUGCCAUCUAAUAGUAUGCUAGAUAUUGAAUUCAAUCAUGAAUAUUUACUUCCGAUUCUGCACUGCAAUACAGCCUUAUUUUCAUUAGACACAAAACGAAAGUAGGCCUAGAUGGUUCGCCUAGAUGACGUCAUCAAAUGUUGUGUAGCUGAAGUGACAGACGCGACGAAGUGACAAGAUUUGAUUUGACGAAGUGCAUGUCAUCAUCCAGAGUCCGGUCUGAUUUACAUUGCACAUACUUAUAACAACAUGAAACAUGACAUUUCUGCUGGACGUCGUUAGUAAUAUUGACGCCUCUGUAUUCAUCGAACAUAUAUACCCAAAGAGGCGACCAGUGAUCCUGCGAGGUGUGGAUAUUGGUCAAUGUGUGGACAAAUGGAGGUCGGUGAAUUAUCUGACCACCAAAGGAGGUGGGAUGCCUGUUAAAAUCCAUGUAUCUGCCACUCCACAGAUGGAUUUUAUCAAUAAAAACUUCACUUACAAAUCUCUCCCAUUUGACAAAUUUGUGCAGAGAGCAUCAGAAGAUGAGCACGAGGAAUUUUUUGAGACAAAAACUGAGAGUUACUACUUGCGAGCACUGGGAGAUGACCCAAGGAAGGACAAAGCUGACAUCCAUCAACAAUUUCCUCAACUGGCAGAUGACAUCCAGUUCCCAAAAUUUUUCCCUCCAGACAAAUUCUUUUCCAGUGUGUUUCGGAUAGCAUCGAAGGGUACACAACUAUGGACCCAUUAUGAUGUGAUGGACAAUCUACUAAUCCAGGUUGUGGGACGGAAACGUGUUAUUCUAUAUAGCCCAGCAGAUGUUGACAAGAUGUACCUGAAUGGUGACAAGUCUGAAGUGUUAGACGUUGAUAAUCCAGACCCGGAGAGGUUUCCUAAGUUUCUGGAAGCGCACAGACAUGAAGGAAUUCUGGAACCUGGAGAUAUUCUCUUCAUUCCUGCACUGUGGUUCCACAAUGUAAUAUACAAAGACUAUGGCGUUGCUGUCAAUGUGUUCUGGAAGCACUUGAACGAUUCUCAGUACGAUCACCGAGAUAUCUACGGUAACAAGGACCACGUCCCAUUUUCAAGAGCACAACAAAUUCUGGACAGAGCAUUAAAGACUUUGGAAGAAUUGCCAGAGGAAUACCAAAGUUUCUACGGACAUCGCCUCAUCUCGAGAAUCGAGAGGAAAGUGCUGCAGAAAGGCAAACCACCUUGAUGAAAAUAAAGAGAUUUUAAGAAAAAUA
Messenger RNA from Pecten maximus, 1284 nucleotides. Its product is annotated as tRNA wybutosine-synthesizing protein 5-like. Gene Ontology annotation, biological process: wybutosine biosynthetic process. The coding region runs from base 312 to 1256 and encodes 314 amino acids. NCBI's taxonomy places the organism in Eukaryota, Metazoa, Mollusca, Bivalvia, Pectinida, Pectinidae. The transcript is spliced from 7 exons. Gene Ontology annotation, molecular function: 2-oxoglutarate-dependent dioxygenase activity; tRNA binding. The record is from RefSeq and is a predicted model, not a curated record.